AAUUUAUUUCAGUAUUUCGUCAUAUAAGAUUGCUGAAGGUCAUUCUUCUUGUUCCUUUUUCGCUUAGACGAAAUAUUGGCAUUACUGUAGAUUACAUUUCUCUCGUGUGUGUAGGGGAAUCCCCUAAUUCUAAAUAUAACGUCGAUAUACCACGAUAUCCUGUUGGCGUGUAUCAUUUUAUUAAUAACCGCCAACGCGAGUUGAUCCACAUAUUCAUUACCGCUAUUAUCGAAUAUGAAUCGAAAUAAUAAAAGUACCCAAAAGAAUAAAAAAAAGGGUAAGAAGUCUGAUAAGAAAAAGCAUAAUGAAAGCGCAAAAGUGUCAAACGAAUCUGUCGCUCCAUCAAAAUCUGAACCAAAGCCAGAUGUUUCAAAUAAUAUUGAGACUGUAAAAGAGAAGGUGGCUCAAGUUUCAUUAUCAAAUGAUGGAGCUGUUGCAAGUGACUCACGCUCUGAUCCUUUUAUGAGAAAUUGUAAAACAAACAGCAAUGAGAGUAAUAAACAUAGUAAUGAUACUCGGAAGGCAGAAUGUCCAUUGAAACAAGAUAAAAGAUCGAUUGAAUUGGAAGAAGCAUUGGAUACCUAUAUGAACUGCUUUCGUUUAAAGAAAAACAUGGAAUAUAAGUGUGUUGAAGAGAUUGAAGCUGACUUGUUCGCAAUGAAAAAGGAAUAUCAUCUAGGACAUUGCGUUGCUGAAGAUUUCAAUAUGGGAAGUGGAAUAGCACUUGAAUUCAGAAAACUGUUCAAGCAAGUUGAUGUCCUUCUGAAUCAGAGAGUUAAACAAGGUGGUUUGGGUUUAUUGGAAUCAGACGGACGAUACAUAUAUUAUCUGGUAACUAAACGGGAGUCAAAUGGGAAACCCACAUUGGAAACCUUGUUCAAGUCAGUUUAUAAAAUGAAAUGUCAUAUUGUCGAGAACGAUGUGAAGAUGUUGGCGUUGCCAAGAAUUGGUUGUGGCCUAGACAGACUUGAAUGGAGCGAAGUCAAGAACAUGUUGGAAUUCGUUUUCACAGGCACAGAGUGCAAGAUAACGAUCUGCAAUUACCAGAUGGCACAAGAAUCAGUGAGUGUAGCAAAGAGUAAACACCAAUUAAGAAAAUGCAACAUCACUCAAGUCUUUGACGCCGACAUUAAGGACAUUGAAGAAUAUUCUAUAAUCGUCUACUUGGGUUCAGAGGAUGCGAGAGUCACGCCGCAGAUAAGCAAGUUGGAUUCACACUUUAACAUUAUGAAAGAAUAUAGGAAUUCGCCCAGGAUUGGCACGACUGUGUUAACAAAAGUACAACAAGACAAAUAUCUUAUCUACGGCUGUAUUGUCAAGAGAAAACAAUACGAUCCAGUGGAUUACGUUCAGUUCUUGAAAUGCAUCGCGGACAUCAAUAAAAUGAACUUGAAAUUAAAGCCUCCAUAUUAUUAUGUUGCGAUGCUUAAAGAAAAUGAUAAUGAUAAUUUGCUUAUGAGUAAGAUCGUCAAUUUGAUGAGAAACUGUUUCCACAACGUCGAUAUUCUGCUGUAUCCGAACCCAAGCUUCCCUAAAGGUUAUAAGCGUAAGAGCGAAGUACAGCCUCGCCAACGUCAUCAAUCUUCAUCUAAACGGCAAAAACUGAUUAACGAAUAUUUCAAAUAAAUAACUCUUGUUUCUAUCCUAAUAUAUGUUUAACAAAUAGAUCAUUCGACAUUUGUAUAUUGUA
Nicrophorus vespilloides is the source of this 1690-nucleotide messenger RNA. RefSeq lists its product as uncharacterized. Lineage: Eukaryota; Metazoa; Arthropoda; Insecta; Coleoptera; Silphidae. Gene Ontology annotation, biological process: peptidyl-glutamate ADP-deribosylation. Bases 235 to 1626 code for a protein of 463 amino acids. The transcript has 5 exons. The record is from RefSeq and is a predicted model, not a curated record.